AAGUUUGAGCGCGGCGGCAGCGGCGGCGCUGCYCGCGGGCGUGGAAACGCUCCGCAGCGCUCCGCAACGCUCCGCAACGGCGCGAGCCCGGCGGCGGCGGCGGCACCAUGGACCUGGAGAGCAAAGUGAAGAAGAUGGGACUGGGCCAUGAGCAAGGAUUUGGUGCUCCYUGCUUGAAAUGCAAGGAUAAAUGUGAAGGAUUUGAGCUUCAUUUCUGGAGAAAAAUAUGCCGUAACUGCAAAUGUGGACAGGAGGAGCAUGAUGUUCUCACAAGUAAUGAGGAAGAUCGGAAAGUGGGAAAGCUCUUUGAAGAUACAAAAUACACCACCCUCAUUGCAAAGCUGAAGAACGAUGGCAUCCCCAUGUACAAGCGGAAUGUCAUGAUCCUGACUAAUCCAGUGCCAGCCAAGAAGAAUAUAUCCAUCAAUACUGUCACGUACGAGUGGGCUCCUCCUGUUCAGAAUCAGACACUUGCUAGGCAGUAUAUGCAGAUGCUUCCAAAGGAGAAACAGCCYGUUGCUGGCUCAGAAGGAGCGCAGUACAGGAAGAAACAGUUGGCAAAGCAGCUGCCCGCUCACGAUCAGGAUCCUUCAAAAUGCCAYGAGCUCUCGCCCAGUGAAGUGAAGCAGAUGGAGCAGUUUGUGAAGAAGUACAAGAGCGAGGCGCUCGGCGUAGGAGAUGUCAAGCUUCCUGGUGAGGUGGAGACGAAAGCUGCUGACAAGAAUAACGUGAAUAAUGGUGACAGAGGCACCUCGGCUGCGGUAGGAGCAAUGGAGGGCAAGCCUGGAGAUCAGAAGGCAUCUCAGUAUUGUUGCUAUCGCUGCAAGCUGAACAUGAAAGAAGGCGACCCCGCUGUCUACGCGGAGCGGGCCGGCUAUGACAAACUGUGGCACCCAGCUUGCUUUGUCUGCUGCACUUGCAGUGAACUUCUCGUAGACAUGAUCUACUUCUGGAAGAAUGGUGACCUGUACUGUGGGAGACACUACUGUGACAGUGAAAAGCCUCGCUGUGCUGGGUGUGAUGAGCUAAUAUUCAGCAAUGAAUAUACUCAAGCAGAAGGUCAAAACUGGCAUCUGAAGCACUUCUGCUGUUUUGACUGCGACUGUGUUUUGGCUGGGGAAAUCUAUGUAAUGGUGAAUGACAAGCCUGUCUGUAAACCAUGCUAUGUGAAGAACCACGCUGCGAUUUGCCAAGGCUGCCAUAAUGCUAUCGAUCCCGAGGUUCAGCGUGUGACCUACAACAACUUCAACUGGCACGCCACGCAGGAGUGCUUCCUCUGCUCCUGCUGCAGCAAGUGCCUCAUCGGCCAGAAGUUUAUGCCAAUAGAAGGAAUGGUCUUUUGUUCCGUGGAAUGUAAGAAAAAGAUGAUGUCUUAAGAAAAAGAAGACCUACCCAAAACCAAGCAUUGCCAUGUUCCAAAGUCUUUUGCUUUUCUACUGUAAAGUAUAUAGUACUGGGGCAUUUGAAGAUUUUGAAAGUAUUAAACAGCAUUUUUUUCCAAAGACUUUUUUUUAAUAAGUAGGAACCAUACUGCAUAGUCUUCCUUAGCUAUAAUAAUACUUUCUUCUUUGGGAUUUUGUUCCUGGGUCUGUGUGUAAAAUGUUUUCCUGUCAUAGAAAUGUAGGAAAACUGUUUUAUGAACUAUUUACAGCUAAGAAGGCCUUCACCCUGAAGUGCUGUCUUGCAUUCUUAAUGGAAUAAGAAAAUGUGAAAUAUGCUCCCUUUUUCUUGUGUGUUAAAAUGAUAAAUGUAUCUCUUACACUUUAACAGAUUAACUUAUCACUUCUAAUAAUCUCCUUGCUUUCAUCAAGCACUUUAAACAAAAUGACCAACUUCACUGCUACGUGGCCACGUGCAUUUUUGUUCAUUAGACCUCAAGCAGGCAGGGAGAAGAAAGCUGAAAGUGGUGUUUUUUGUUUUUUUUUUUUAAAUGCUUGCUCUUGCUUGCUUAUUGUUGACACAUAGGCUGCUGAUGGAUUGUGAUUGCUCUAAUAUCUAGCUUAUGAAGUACCUAGAAAAACAAUCUUAGCUUAUUACUCUUUCUUGCAACUUUCUAUAGGAACUUCUUUCCUAUAUUGUUUUCAUUUUAUAAAGGUUAAAGCUACUUUUUUUGUUGGGGUGGGGAGGAGGACUAUCGGAGGAGGUCUUGCCCAAAUUAAGAAAUACUGACUUGCCUCUGGAUUUAAUUUUUAUUCUUUUAGGACAGGUUUUUGGUUUUUUAUGAAUGUUCUUCUCAUAAAUUGUGCCUUUCUGUCAGAGGGAUGUGGCACAGAAUAGCUUAUGUGUUUCUGAGAAUGUCAUUCUGCAAGAAGUAACCAAAGCUAAAAAAGUCUUUCCUGUAAGACUUCCCCUUUCUGAGUGAAAAGGAUUGAUGGCUCUGUAUUAGCUUUCUAGCUURCUAGUGAAACCAAAUGAACUGUUUCUUCUGGUUCCCUUUAAGGAUUACAGYUCUACAGUGAAACUUCAUACCAAUCUCAGUGCUAAACAACAAAUGGAGAGUCUUAGACCUCAGAAGGGAAAGGAAAAAAGAG
Molecule: messenger RNA, 2531 nt
Organism: Nothoprocta perdicaria
Lineage: Eukaryota; Metazoa; Chordata; Aves; Tinamiformes; Tinamidae
Gene: TES
Product: testin LIM domain protein
Exons: 7
Coding region: 108-1376 (422 amino acids)
Molecular function (GO): zinc ion binding
Source: RefSeq, a predicted model, not a curated record